Jaculus jaculus (lesser Egyptian jerboa) is the source of this 1555-nucleotide messenger RNA. RefSeq names its product interleukin 2 receptor subunit gamma (gene Il2rg). The coding region runs from base 11 to 1120 and encodes 369 amino acids. Gene Ontology annotation, cellular component: membrane; external side of plasma membrane. The transcript is spliced from 8 exons. The record is from RefSeq and is a predicted model, not a curated record. NCBI's taxonomy places the organism in Eukaryota, Metazoa, Chordata, Mammalia, Rodentia, Dipodidae. Gene Ontology annotation, molecular function: cytokine receptor activity; protein binding. Gene Ontology annotation, biological process: cytokine-mediated signaling pathway.
AACAAGCGCCAUGUUGAAGCUAUCAUUGCCUCUCAGGUCCCUCUUGUUCCUGCAACUGCCUCUGCUGGGGGUGGGGCUGAACUCCAAGGUCUUCACACCCAGUGGGAAUGAAGAUACCACAGCUGAUUUUUUCCAGACAUCUAUGGCCUCUGAGCUCCUCAGUGUUUCCACCCUGCCUCUCCCAGGAGUUCAGUGCCUUGUGUUCAAUGUCGAGUACAUGAAUUGCACUUGGAAUAGCAGCUCUGAGCCCCAGCCUACCAACCUGACUCUGCACUAUAGGUAUAUGAACACUGAUAAUGAUAAGUUCCGGGAGUGUGGCCACUACAUGUUCUCAGAAGAGAUCACUUCUGGCUGCUGGUUACAGAAAGAGGAGAUCCAUCUCUACCAAACAUUUGUUGUCCAGCUCCAGGACCCUGCGAAACCCUGGAGGCAGUCUGAACAGAAGCUAAACUUGCAAAAUCUCGUGAUCCCCUGGGCUCCAGAGAAUCUAACACUACGCAAUCUGAGUGAAUCCCAGCUAGAACUGAGCUGGAACAGCAGAUAUGUGGACCACUGUUUGCAACACUUGGUGCAGUACCAGAGUGACCGGGAUCGUGGCUGGACUGAACAAAUAGUGGACCGCAGGUCUACAUUCUCUCUGCCUAGUGUGGAUGGGCAGAAACUGUACACAUUCCGGGUUCGGAGCCGCUUUAACCCACUGUGUGGCAGUGCUCAGCACUGGAGUAAAUGGAGUCAACCAAUUUACUGGGGACACAAUACUGCAAAGGAGAAUCCUUUGGGGUUUGCUCUGCAAGCUGUGCUCAUUCCGGUUGGCUUCAUGGGAUUGAUUAUUACCCUUAUCUUUGUGUAUUGUUGGCUGGAACGGGCAAUGCCUCGCGUUCCCACCAUCAAGAACCUAGAGGAUCUGGUUACUGACUACCACGGAAACUUUUUGGCCUGGAGUGGCAUGUCUAAAGGACUGGCCGAGAGUCUGCAGCCAGACUACAGUGAACGGUUCUGCCACGUCAGUGAGAUUCCCCCCAAAGGAGCUGUCCUAGGAGAAGGGCCUGGAGGCUCCCCUUGCAGCUUGCAUAGCCCCUACUGGACCCCUCCAUGUUAUACUCUGAAGCCUGAAGCCUGAACCUCAGUCCCCUGGUGGAACCCCCAGAGUACUAUAACCCUAAGUAGUGCUAACUUCCCAUCACCCAUCCUGCCAAUCUGAGUCCAGUGCUCAUUUUCACCCCCUCUGGCUAAUUUUGAAUCUUGUGUCCCAUGUAACUACUCUUUCUUUCAGUAUAUUUUACUUGAGAAUUGUCCCUUUGCCCUGUACAAGUUUCUGACCUCCACCCAAAUAUGGCCCUUCCUAUUGUUUUUUGAAAUGGAGUGGAGGGGUGUCUUUCUUUGUUGCUCAGGCUAGCCUAGAACUCACUAUGUAGUCAAGGCUGGCCUUAAACUCAUGGCAGUCUUCCUGCCUCAGCCCCCUGAGGGGCAGCAUUAUAGGCUUGCAUCACAAUGCCUGCUUGGUCCUUCCUUUUUCUAGUAUCUUCCCUCCCUGUUUCUACCUACCCUUCCAGUA